Molecule: messenger RNA, 908 nt
Organism: Strongylocentrotus purpuratus (purple sea urchin)
Lineage: Eukaryota; Metazoa; Echinodermata; Echinoidea; Camarodonta; Strongylocentrotidae
Gene: gcsh
Product: glycine cleavage system H protein
Exons: 5
Coding region: 64-591 (175 amino acids)
Biological process (GO): glycine decarboxylation via glycine cleavage system; protein lipoylation
Cellular component (GO): cytoplasm; mitochondrion; glycine cleavage complex
Source: RefSeq, a predicted model, not a curated record
UAUCUGAAGCGGUUAUAAAAUAAGGUUAACAACCUUUUCACUGCGUGAAUUUGAUUCUCCAAAAUGGCUCUCACUGCUUUGACACGGUGUCUCUCCUCUCAACUGAGACCGACUCUUCGACUUCGUGUAUUGGAAAAGUGUCGAUCUCUGUCUAAACCUUUGCAUUCAACAUUCACAUUUUCAAGACCGGUGACAAUAAGUGCUGCCUUAAAUAGCGAUAAAAAGUUCAGCAAAGACCAUGAAUGGAUCACAACAGAAGGAGGGAAUGGAACAGUAGGAAUCACACAAUAUGCACAGGAAAAACUUGGUGAUAUUGUGUAUGUGCAGUUGCCAGAAAUUGGAGACAGUUUAGAACAAGAUGGUGAUUUUGGAGCUUUAGAGAGUGUGAAGGCAGCGAGUGAUCUCUUCUCUCCUGUUACUGGUGAUGUCAUAGAGAUCAAUUCAAUACUAGAAUCUACGCCAUCCUUGGUCAAUCAGGAUCCAUUUGGAGAAGGUUGGAUAAUUAAGAUAAAGCUGAGCAACCCAUCAGAGAUUGAUGAUCUCAUGACUGAGGAACAAUACAACAAGUUUGUCGAAGAUUUGGAUGAAUGAUCAUGAAUCAGUUACAGUGCUCCCCAAAUGACCUGUAUCUCUGUGAACUUUGACCUCAGGAAUUUCAUGACAUACGUCCCGAGGAGGGUGCACCACUGAGUCAUUAUAAUUCAGUAUUCUUUCUAAUUACAAAUUACAAUUAAGCUGAUUGUGAAUGAGAUCGAAGGAAGAAUGAAAGAAUGGAAUACAGUUUAGCCCUAGCUAGCUUAGCAAAUGCAGUGGCAUGUAAACAUGCAUUCAGAAUGUACGAGGCAUGAUUGUUGGUGAUAUGAGUGUAUUGAGAAAUGUACCUUGAUCUGCAUGUCUAUGAUUAGCAG